Messenger RNA from Parastagonospora nodorum SN15, 1377 nucleotides. RefSeq lists its product as hypothetical. The transcript is spliced from 3 exons. Lineage: Eukaryota; Fungi; Ascomycota; Dothideomycetes; Pleosporales; Phaeosphaeriaceae. Bases 1 to 1377 code for a protein of 458 amino acids. Gene Ontology annotation, molecular function: iron ion binding; oxidoreductase activity, acting on paired donors, with incorporation or reduction of molecular oxygen; heme binding. The record is from RefSeq and is a predicted model, not a curated record.
AUGGAGUACUCUGCUGCAGCUAUCUCGCAGGGUCUUGCAUCCAUGUUUUCAGUCUCGAACAUCUUCUGGCUCUUCGCUUUAUGGAUUGGAUAUCGCGUUGUGAUCGCCCUAUACAACAUCUCGCCUUUGCAUCCACUGGUACAUUUUCCUGGACCAAAGAUCGCAGCCGCGUCUUACCUCUACGAAGCGUACUAUGACUGGUGGUGUGUUGGACGCUAUGGCCGAGUCAUUAAGCAGAUGCACGACCAAUACGGUCCGAUUGUGAGGAUCAACCCGGACGAAUUACACUGCUCUGACCCAUCCUUCACCGACGAAAUAUACGCUGGCUCUAGUCGCCCGAGAAACAAAUGGAUUCAUCAACUCAACACUGGCGGCGCUGGGCCUGUUAGCGUCACGGGAUUCAGUACAGUUGAGCAUGAUUUACAUCGUGUGCGUAGAGCACCACUGGCGAAGUUCUUCUCCCGCCAACAGAUGCUCAAACUCGAAAAUGAAGUCCAUGAAUUCGCGCAGCUGACUACUGAUAAAAUGCUUAAGAGCGCUGGUAAAGGGAAAUUCGACAUCAAGGACGCCUUUAAUUGCUUCACUGCAGAUGUCAUCAGCCAGUACGCCUUUGGCGAAAGCAUGGGCUUCGUUGCUCAAGAAGGCUGGACACCAAAUCUCGCGACUUGGACUGAUUCGUUCUUCAAAAGCGCGUAUAUGAUGCGGCAUAACGCUCUCGGUCGCAAGAUGGCAAACCUCCUUCCCUUCAUGGCAGACUAUCUGGGCGAAGACGUCCGGGCUAUCUUCAAGGUCAUGAACGUCACGAUCCCGGGAUACAUUGCUGCCGCGCUCAAAAAUCCGGGAAACGGACGCGUGUUUGCACAAGUCAUUGGCGAAAAAGGGCUCACCGAGGAGGAGAAAUACCGCUUCAACGGCGAAGGCUUCAAUUUCCUCCUCGCAGGGACCGAAACAACUGCCGCCAUCCUAACAGUCCUAUCCUACCACCUCCUCUCCCGCCCCGAAAUCUACGCCCGCCUAAGACGCGACCUCUCUGCCGCCAACCUCACCCCCAACACCCUCUCCUGGGUCGCCCUCGAACAAAUCCCGUAUUUCUGGGCCAUCCUGCAAGAAUGCCUGCGCAUGAUGCCCGGCGUCUCGCACCGCAGCGCGCGCAUCGCACCUACCGAGGACCUGCACUUCCAGCAGUGGGUCAUCCCGCGCGGCACGCCCAUCGGCAUGACGAGCAUGAUCAACCACUGGGACACGCAAUUGUUUCCAGAUCCGGAUGAAUUUAUUCCGGAGCGCUGGCUCAAUGACAAUGGCAGUCAGAAUUGGGGGCUGCAGAAGAGGUUGAUUGCGUUUGGGAAGGGGUCGAGGGUGUGUAUUGGUAUGGAGUAA